Messenger RNA from Pelobates cultripes (western spadefoot toad), 40958 nucleotides. The record is from the annotation of a GenBank genome assembly. NCBI's taxonomy places the organism in Eukaryota, Metazoa, Chordata, Amphibia, Anura, Pelobatidae.
CUGGCACUCAAGGAGUAGCACAAGUACAGGUAAGUGAAAAAGCCAUGAAGUAAUGUGGCACAUUAUUCACAUGCAAGGCAGACACUUUUGACACAUGAAUUGUUGGCUAUAGUAAGGGCAUCAUUCACUUAUAUCUUUGUAGAGACUGUAAGUUUCUGCACAGCAGGAUAGGGGUUUCUCACUGUAGGCUUUGUAGAUUUUAACAUAGAUUGAAAUAUUCAGAUGUAUAUUAUGUGUGUUUUAAAAUGGAUAAAGUGCUCUGAUACGUUUUAUUAAUUUAUUAAGUAACAAUGCUACAAGCUGAAAAGACAACAGUGGGUGAGUAGGUAUCAGUGGGAAUAUAAAAAUAGCUUAUAAGUUAGAGGUUGCAUAAGUUAAGUUAAGUUUAGGAUCUGUGAAUGGAACUGCACCAGCAUAAAUAAUGUCUACAUUUAAUAAUUCCAAAAUGGAAUGCAAAUAUUAUCAGUAAACCUUCAAAUAAUAUAUUGAUGGAAACAUGAACUGGUGGUACUAUAGCAAUUAAAUCUUACUCAGCUCCUCACUGAAUCUAACCCUCUCUAUCACCCUACCUAAUACAAUCUCUCUCUUUCUGUCUCACAUUCUUUCACUUACAAUUUUUUUUGUAAUCAAAUCUCUUCCUACCUAUCUCUUGAUGAAUCUGUCUCACCUGCUCUCAUUUGUCCUAUUUAUUUGUUCUCCAGAACUGAGAAUACAAGGAUUUGUCCACAUGAUGUGGACCUUGCCUUUGCUCCUCUACCUGUGGCCAACCUUCGUUCAGACUCAGAAUAACAAUGAACUGUAAGUAGAAAGGAAUGAUCUGCAGGGUGAAAAGUUAUGAUCGUAUCAGAAGUUGAUACUGUGUAAAAAAGAUUAAAACAUUGAUAUUAUUUAUUUCUUUGAAUAAUGUUUAGACACAGUUAUAAUUGAGGAUUUAUGUGGUGUGACUAUGCAGACUUUUUCUCUAUAAGGUGGAAUAUGGUCUAAACACACACUCCACAUAAAAUAAGCCAGGUAGUCUAAUAUUGCAAAUUGUACGUAUCAAUCUAUUAAAUAGUUGACAUUUUAUUAUGCGCAAAUGUUUUUUGUAAUGUCUGAGAUGUAACCCAUAAAAAGAAAGCGAGAGAGUGUGCAUGUAGGGGGGAGGGGGUGGUUGAGUCUCCAAAAAGAAGUAGAAGUAAGGGCAAUAGAAGUACGGGCAAUUCAUAUGAAAGCAAAUACAAAUAUUCUAAUAUACAGUAUAUAUGUAAGUAUAUACAUUACUCAUGAAAUACUGAAUUUUAAGAAACUGAAAUACAACUGUCAAAAAAUAGCUUACAAUUACCAAUUUUUCCAAAUCAGCUAUUGUUGCCUAAAUGUUGCAAUUUGAAUUUUAAUUAUUAUUAUUAUUUCAUUAUUUAUACAGCGCCAGCAAAAUUCCGUAGCGCUGUACAAUUCACGCCAGUUUUGUAUUUAGUGAAUAAACUCUCUCUCUCUGUGUUUGUUCCAACCAAUUCAUGAACAAAGAGAAUUAGGUAAGGGUCACUUGUGUCAUAUGGAGUAGACAAGACAAUAGGAGGCUUACUCUCCAGGUAUAGAAUGUAUAUCUAAGGUUGCAGAGGGCAUAUACAAUGGAUGUAGAUUAAGAACGUGUGAAAGCUUUAGAGUGGGUAGUGGGGUGGGACAAGUUCUGUGAUUUAGUGCUGUAGGGUGAGGAUUUGGUAAUUUGAUAGGCAGAUGAUAUGUUAGCAGUCUAUUGUCUGGUCAUUUCACACAGGAUACAGCUCAUUAGACAAACAACAAUAUUUAGUAACAAGUAGUAAUUAGUAACUAUAAAUUACAUCAUCCUUAAACAAAAGCUAGACUAAUACAUGUUCUAUAUCGGGACAAUUAGCACUACCAAAUAUUAAGCAACAAAUCAGAAUAUGCUAAUGGUAACACAUAGCCCACCAUAUGUAUACAUAAGAGAAAGUUCUUAGAGAAAGUGCAGAGUAUGAGUAUUGCCUUGAGCUCUGCUUGUGAAUUGAUGCCUAAGGAACAGGGAUGGAGGUAAGGCACAGUUAUACAUAGAAACAUAGAAUGUGAUGGCAGAUAAGAACCAUUCGGCCCAUCUAGUCUGCCCAAUUUUCUAAAUACUUUCAUUAGUCCGUAGCCUUAUCUUAUAGCUAGGAUAGCCUUAUGCCUAUCCCACGCAUGCUUAAACUCCUUUACUCUGUUAACCUCUACCAUUUCAGCUGGAAGGCUAUUCCAUGCAUCCACUACCCUCUCAGUAAAGUAAUACUGAUAUUAUUUUUAAACGUUUGUCCCUCUAAUUUAAGACUAUGUCCUCUUGUUGUGGUAGUUUUUCUUCUUUUAAAUAUAGUCUCCUCCUUUACUGUGUUGAUUCCCUUUAUAUAUUUAAAUGUUUCUAUCAUAUCCCCCCUGUCUCGUCUUUCCUCCAAGCUAUACAUGUUAAGAUCCUUUAACCUUUCCUGGUAAGUUUUAUCCCGCAAUCCAUGAACCAGUUUAGUAGCCCUUCUCUGAACCCUCUCUAAGGUAUCAAUAUCCUUCUGAAGAUACGGUCUCCAGUACUGUAUACAAUACUCCAAGUGAGGUCUCACCAGUGUUCUGUACAAUGGCAUUAGCACUUCCCUCUUUCUACUGCUAAUACCUCUCCCUAUACAACCAAGCAUUCUGCUAGCAUUUCCUGCUGCUCUAUUACAUUGUCUGCCUACCUUUAAGUCAUCAGAAAUAAUCACCCCUAAAUCCCUUUCCUCAGAUGUUGAGGUCAGGACUCUAUCAAAUAUUCUGUACUCUGCCCUUGGGUUUUUACGUCCAAGAUGCAUUAUCUUGCACUUAUCCACAUUAAAUGUCAGUUGCCACAAUUUUGACCAUUUUUCUAGUUUACCUACAUCAUUUGCCAUUUGGCUUAUCCAUCCUGGAACAUCAACCCUGUUACAUAUCUUAGUAUCAUCAGCAAAAAGACAUACCUUACCAUCAAGACCUUCUGCAAUAUCACUAAUAAAAAUAUUAAAGAGAAUGGGUCCAAGUACAGAUCCCUGAGGUACCCCACUGGUGGCAAGUCCAAGCUUUGAAUAUAUUCCAUUAACUACAACCCUCUGUUGCCUGUCACUCAGCCACUGCCUUACCCAUUCAACAAUAUUGAAAGGUUUACCAUCCAGGUUCUAUAAGCAAAAAAAAUAAUAAUUACAGUAUAUACUCGAGUAUAAGUCUAGUUUUUCAGCACAUUUUUUGUGCUUAAAAACCCCCACUCGACUUAUACUCGAGUCACUGUCUGUAUUAUGGCAACUUAGAGAGCUGCGGCCGUCAGAGCCAUGGCAACGAUCCGCGCGGCAACCAGACCGCGAGACUUACAGUGGAGCUGACCGUAACGGAGGAGAAGGGAGCUGACAGGAGCUGCAGGAAAGGUAAGUAAAUGCUUCCUGCCGGCCCCCCCACUUCACAGCCCAUGCCACUGGACCACCAGGGAUUAAGAUAGCCCUCCUCCCUGACCAGUUAACAAGCAGGGAGGAGGGACAAAAUAAAAUUAAAAUAAUAAAAAAAUAAUAAUAUUAAAAUUAAAAAAAUUAAAAUAAUAAAAAUGCCCUCCCCACCCAGUUCACACACACUACACAAACACACACUCUGCAUUAUAUACACAGAGUGUGUGUAUAUAAUGCAGAGUGUGUGUUUGUAUGAGUGUGUGUGUGUAUAUAAUGCAGAGUGUGUGUUUGUAUAAGUGUGUGUGUUUGUAUGAGUGUGUGUGUAUAUAAUUAUAAAAAUCACAGAAUUUCAUAGCCCCAAGUUUUACCCUCGACUUAUCCACGAGGCAUAGCAUAUUUCACAAUUGUUGGUCACAAAACUGCACUCAACUUAUACACGAGAUCGACUUAUACACGAGUAUAUACGGUAUAUAGACAUGAAAUAUUGGUUGAAUACAUUUAUUGGAAAUAACAAUGAAAAACUGUAUCCUACAAACCAAUAAUUUUAUAACAUGACAGGAGGCUUCGUAUUUGCUUAAGACUUUCUUUACUUAAGCUUCACAGCAGCACUUUUUCACAUAGUAACAAGGUAACCAAUAGGAAAAAAGGAAUAACAAGGUAUAUAGGUCCCUCCCAGUGAUGUCAUUUCCUCUUUCUUUUCUGCUUCACACCAGUACAGGUCAGAGUGCCACUGUCUCCUACUUCUGUGGGUUUCUGUGGUUUAUCUACUAAUUUAUCUGUCAUCUGCUUUAUUCAUUUUUCUGUUCAUAUAUACAUACCCUACUUAUCAUAUACUUUUGAGUUUGCUCUUUUAACUAUUACUUUCCUAAAUUUAUCUAUUUAAUAUAUGUUUUUUCCUCAUUUCAUUUUUCUUUGGUAUUUCUUUUUAUUUCUCACUAUCCUGUCUAUUUUUUCCAUUUUAUUGCUUUUACCUUUGCUCUAGCCCGGUUUUCUUCAUGCGGCAUUUUUCCCCUGUUUUCCCGGGCUUUUCGGACCGUGGGGAACGCCUCCAACGGUCCUGAGUGUACACGGCGGCCAUCUUGGAUCUCGCGCUCCUCCGCGAGAUCCACACGGCUGUCUCUCCUCUCUAGUGCGCACGCGCGAGAUCGCGGCGGCCAUUUUCUUGGAGCCGCGAUCUGCAUUUCACCCCGGCCGUGCGGCGGCCAUUAUACCGCUUUACACAGCGGUUAUAUGUAUUUAUAUUAAAUCUUUUACUGUUCUUAAUUUAUCAAUUUAAUUAUCAGUUUAUCUAUAAGUCUAACAUAAUUUCUGGCAUACUCCCCUCAUUCACAUAGGAGGGAGUUUCACUUCAAAGCUUAGUGCAUCUUUGCCUCAGUCUACCUCCCCCUGGUGGUGAAACUUAUACUGCAUCCAAACUAUCUUGCACAUUUUAUUCUCAUACAAUACCAUUUUACUUGGAUUUACAUCAAUAUAUUCCUACAUAUAAAUGGAGUCACUUUUCUCUAUAUAUUUAUUUUGAGCAAUUCCACAUAUAUCCUUUAUGAUUGAUACAUCUCAUAUUUAUACUGUGCAUGUGUAAGGUUAAUUACCUAAAUUUAAUAUAUGAUUGCUGUUACUUUAUACAGCCCAUGAUUGGCCCGCUUUGUCUGUGCCACUAUACCUCUAUACGGGUAUGAAAAAGUAUUCCCUGAGGUGAUUUAUACUGGGUGACCCCCAAUUACAGCUUGCAAUGUGGAAUUAUAACAUACUGUGAUAUUUCGUGACGGCCUUACAAUACACUCUAACACUGGCCUAUUCUGCCCCAGAGGUACCAACACUGUUGCUAUGGAGGCUUCAAAUCAAGAUCAAAACUUGCAAGCAAUUAUUAAUGCAGCUGUGGCUGCUUCACUAGAAAAGGCCCUGGCUCGGGUGCUGCCCGUUGAAUCAAAAGAUCCUAAAAGUUCAGGAACCCCGCAUUCUGAUGAAGAUGUGGAGGAUUCCGACUCCUCAAAAAGAAACCCUUCCAAACCCAGUAAACGUUAUUGGAAAGGGAAUGGGCCUGAACCACUCAAAUGCAAGGGGAAAGAACUGGCAAAAUGCCCUAAACAGGCGGAUGUUAGAGAGAAACACUCCAUCCAGCCUACUCUGUCGGAAGAGGACGAAGACUCUUUCGACUUACACCCCUUAGCCAUCCUAGAUGAAUGGCAAGCUGACCACUCCUCAGAAGAUGAGGAAGACUGGCCUGAGACAUCUUUUAAGGGAGCACCUCGCCCUCAAUCUAUCUUGGGAGAACUCCCAACCGAAGAUAAGAUACCCGGAUCAAAUCCAUCUGGAGACGCUGAAUUUUUUCUGGAUACACUUGGCCAGCCUCUUUUUGACCCAAGACAAAUUAGAUAUCCCCGAUCAUCUGAAUGGUCACUACCAGACCAUCUUUCCCAGUAUAUUCAUUUCUGGAUCAGAAGGCCCCUAGAUCGGGAGAUUCGAAAAAGACUACGAGCGGAAUGCCCUAGACCCACUCUACCGGAUAAGGUGGCGGUGACUCCGGAGUUUGAUACGCUACUCUACACAUAUCUGGCCAGAUCGGGCCGUGACCCAAGGAAGGGCAUUGAGCGCAGCCUACGCCUCACCCAAGAUAAAAUGCUAGAUAUCUUAGGACCUCUAGCUAAAAUUCUUCUACUGGCUGAUGAAGCCUUAUCUAAUGAAGGCCCUCUAGACCCAUCUGUGAUUAGAGAAUGGGCGCUACGCUCUAUUUGCCUGCUGGGCAAUGUGAAUACAUCCCUCUGUACUGAGCGUAGAAAAGCAGUGCUGCUGCGUAUGGAUGCCAAGUUAGCUGACUUGGGAUCCAAAGAAUUGGGCCCCAAAGCAAAGGGUCUAUUGUUUGGAGAACCCUAUAUUAAAGAAUUGCAUAAGCAUGUAAACCUAUACGCCACACUAAACAAGGCGCAGUCAUCCAUGAAAAAGGGUAUUUCAUCAUCAACCCUCAUGGGUUUUUGGCAGGGCUGGCCGUACAAGGGGUCGUACAGUCAGCCGUUUCUGGACCACAAACCAAUGCCAGAGAACCCCAACUUCAUCAUUCUUCCCCAACUAUCAAUCAAGGGGCUCUUUCACCCAAAGGGCGGAUAAGGGAAGAGGAUACAGAUCCCGCGGACGCAACAGAUAUCCAACAGGUGAGAUUUCCUACCUUUCACCUUUCUACUGUUUACCAUGCGGGCAGGUUGUUACACUGUGUAAACAUGUGGAAGACACUGUCUUCAGAUGCCUGGGUCCUAAACACAGUUCAGGGUUAUUCCAUAGAGUUUCACUCUCUCCCUUCUCAAACAGAUUACCCUUACUAUCAAAAAUGUCAAAGUCUCAAAGUCUCCUUCUAGAUUCAGAACUACGUUCUCUUUUGACAAAAGGAGCGAUUCAACUCGCUCCACUAGACGAAGGUUUCCUCAGCUCCAUCUUCUUAUUCAAGAAGAAAUCAGGGGACUUUCGCCCAGUAAUCAACCUCCGUCAACUAAACUCUUUCGUUAUUUACAGACAUUUCAAAAUGGAAGGGAUUCAUCUCCUCAGAGACAUUCUCCGACCAGGCGAUUGGUUCACUCGUCUCGACCUAAAGGACGCUUACCUCUCGGUUCCAGUCCACCCAUCCAGUCAGCGUUUUCUCCGCUUUCUUUGGCACCACCGGAUUUUCCAAUUCACCUGCCUUCCAUUCGGUCUGAGUUCCGCCCCGUGGUGCUUCACCAAACUGCUCAAACCAGCCACCGCACAUCUUCGAGAAAACGGCAUCCGCUGUUUGAUUUACUUCGACGACCUCUUGCUUCUCUGCGAAGACGCAUCCAGACUGCGUUCACAGACGAACUAUACAUCUGCAUUGAUCGAAUCUUUGGGGUUCGUCAUAAACCAAGAGAAAUCGUCACUGUCCCCAUCCAGAGUUAUUCAAUUUUUCGGCUUCGAGAUCGAUUCUUCAACCUGUGUUCUUCGUCUACCUCAAUCCAAGUUAACUGUGAUCAGGAAGGAACUACGCAAAACACUUCGUCAAGAGGAUUUACCUCUCCGAGGUUUAGCUCGAAUCGUAGGCCUACAUUCUGCUUCUAUUCAGGCAAUCUACCCAGGCCCCCUUCACUACCGGGCCAUGCAACGCUUGAAAGCUCAAUUCCUUCUGACUCAUCCAUCAUACGACCAGAGGGUCCCGAUCACUACGGAGGUGAGGGAGGAACUCCUUUGGUGGCUCCGCCACAUGUCGGCCUGGAACGGCAAGGCAAUUUUCGGUCCUACCCCGGACUAUGUAGUGGAAUCAGAUGCGAGUCUCCAGGGUUCGGGUGCAACCUGUCAUACAACCUCCACCGGAGGACCAUGGACCACCUCAGAACACUUUCUCCACAUCAAUUGUCUGGAGUUAAUCGCAGGCUCGUUCGCAAUUCGCAGUUUAACCAACCAUCUCUCAAACUGCUGUAUUCUCCUUCGGAUGGACAAUAUCUCAGCUGUCCAAUACAUCAAUAAAUUGGGCGGGGCCAGAUCCCGCAUCCUCUCCAAAGUGACAAAAGACAUCUACGAGUUUUGCUUCCAACGCAACAUCUCACUUCGAGCGGAAUAUCUCCCAGGGGAAUCGAACAUCACCGCAGAUUGGUUCUCCCGACAUUGGAGAGACGGCAGCGACUGGCGCCUACACAGAACAAUCUUCCUCCACAUCUCCAAACUCAGGGGCCCGUUUACCCUAGACCUAUUCGCCUCCCGGACAAAUUUUCAAGUCCCACGGUUUUUCAGCUGGCUUCCAGACCCAGAAUGUUUAGCUGUAGAUGCCUUCCUUCAGAGUUGGCCGACGACGGGAGCCUAUGCUUUUCCUCUGUUUGCAAUGAUUCCCAGAGUUCUCCUUCAGAUUCGCAGACAACAGAUCACUCUGGUACUACUCACCCCACUAUGGCGGGGCCAAGCUUGGUUUCCGGAUCUUCUGGACCUCUCCUGCCAAGAGCCCCUCCUUCUGCCUCCAUGGCCCAAUCUCCUGGAGGAUCCUCAAGGGAACCUUCAUCCAAUGGUAACACAAGGCCACCUCCAACUUGUAGCCUGGACUCUUUCAGGGGAACCUGGCACUUCGGAGGACUAUCGCAGAGAUCUAAGGAACUCCUAUGGGAUUCGUGGGCUCCUGGAACUAGAAGAUGCUAUCUUUCCUCCUGGAACGCUUGGUGCAAUUGGUGCCUGGAAUGGAAUACCGAUCCCCUUACGGUCCCUAGACAGUUCAUUUUGAAUUUCCUCUCUCAUCUAUUCGAUCUAGGCCGUUCCUACAGAUCCAUCAACGUUUCCUGUUCAGCCAUCUCGGCAGCCCAUGUUCCUCUAGACGGAGUUCCGGUGGGCCAGGAUGAACUGGUUUGUAGACUAUUGCGGGGCAUCAAACUGGCUCGCCCCCCUAAACCGAAAUACUCCCAUCUGUGGGACGUUAAUGUCAUGAUUCGUUUCCUCGAGUCCUGGCCGAACAACGAAGAUCUAUCCCUUUGUCAACUCUCUGCAAAAUUCACUCUCUUACUUUGCUUAGUGUCCUUCCGACGAGUGUCGGAUGUUCGAGCAUUUGACCAUGACUCUAUCAACUUUUCCCCAGAGGGUGUCACUUUCUCCGUGUCCAGACGGACAAAAUCAAACUCCUCUUCUAUUUUUUACCCUUACUUCCCUAACCACCCGAAGCUGUGUGUGGUAUCUCUUCUAUCUCGUUAUUUGUUUUUCACCUCCUCUCUUCGUCCAACGUCUUCCAGCCAACUUUUGGUCUCAUACGUCCGGCCACAUAAUCCAGUGUCAACCACAAACCUUGCCCGAUGGGUUAGGUGGUUGCUCUCCAUAGCCGGGAUUGAAGCCUCCUUCGGAGCCCACUCCAUCAGAGGAGUGGCAGCAUCGGGGGCAUUCAGCGCUGGAGCCUCGCUUCGAGACAUUCUUCAAUCCGCUGACUGGUCCCGAGAACAGACGUUCCGCAACUUCUAUUUUCGUCCGGCUGUGCACGCUUCCUUGGCCCUUCUCGGGGAGCGUUAAAACAGCAAAUACGAAGCCUCCUGUCAUGUUAUAAAAUUGUAGAUUAUGCUAGCUUUAGUGUACCUAUAAUCUUAAUUUUAUUAAUGACAGGAGGCGAGUAUUUCCCACCACUCCUACUUUCGUUUUUUUCUAAAACAAGAACGAACACACUAUGCCUUACUACCAUGGGGGUUAGGAGUUAUUUUUCUAUGAUGUAUAGAUUAACUUUUCUAGCGAGCUAUAAUGUAUGUUUCAUAUCAACUGGUUAUCAUAAUUUCAAAGUCCAAUUCACGGAUUAAUCCUUGGCUUCGACUCUGCUCUCUCGUUUCAGCAUAAAACUCCCUUAAGAGAUCCAGCCUAGUUGCUGCUCCAUCACAAGCUUCUCCUCCACUCCAAGUUCUCAAGUCUACAUUCCUGUCUCCCUCUCAAGCAUCACUCUUCAAGUCUGGCAUCCUGAAUCACUCAUCUGGUUCCUUCAGUUCCGGUUCCUAUUUGUUCGCAGCCAGAAAGAGGAAAUUACAUCACUGGGAGGGACCUAUAUACCUUGUUAUUCCUUUUUUCUUAUUGGUUACCUUGUUACUAUGUGAAAAAGUGCUGCUGUGAAGCUUAAGUAAAGAAAGUCUUAAGCAAAUACUCGCCUCCUGUCAUUAAUAAAAUUAAGAUUAUAGGUACACUAAAGCUAGCAUAAUCUACAAUUAAUCAGGCAUUCCCUCCUAUUCUCACACCCCAAUUUGAUAUAUGUAAGGAAAUGGCGGCCUGGCUUUAUGUAAACCUUGUGUAAUCCCUUAAAUAGAAUGCUAGGGGGUCUCCAGUCCCCCAUCAUUAAUGGUGCCAAAUGCCAAUCCCCUUCCUCAAUCCCCACUAUGGAGUGAGAGAGGUAUAGUGCUAACAGGAUGCCUAUUCCAACCGACUCAAGAUGGGCAGAGAUUAUCCAGGACAAAAUGUCAUAAACAAUCCUUGCUUUACUUUUAUACCCUAAAUAUUAGCAGGAAUGAAGGCACAUCCUUAGCUUUUAACAUGUUUGAUAAAAUAGCUUGAAAACUAAAUAUUACAUACAAUACCUAUCACAUCUAGUCACAUCACAACUGUCAUUAUAUGCCCACCUGUUCUGAUCUUGUGUAUGCUGAAAAUGGCAUAUUCUACCCAUAAAGAAAAACUUGAUCAUAAUUGAUUCUAUUUCAAAGUGGAAUGUUUUACUCAGUGACAAGGAUAAUAUUGCCAAUUCAAAGCACUGACAUCAACUUGUGAUGAUGUGUUGGAUUGUAGCAUAAAUGUUAAAAUAAAACAUAAAAAAAACAAGUAACAAAUUGUUCAAAGUUUUCACACCUAGAUAAUCAAACCCAAAAUCCCAAGAAUAUAUAUAUAUAUAUAAAAACUGAACAAAAUUAUAAACGCAACACUUUUGUUUUUGCCCCCAUUUUUCAUGAGCUGAACUAAAAAAUCUAAAAAAAUUUCUAUGUACACAAAUGGUCUAUUUCUCUCAAAUAUUGUUCAUAAAUCUGUCUACCUCUGUGUUAGUGAGCACUUCUCCUUUGCCGAGAUUAUCCAUCCACCUCACAGAUGUGGCAUAUCAAGAUGCUGAUUAGACAGCAUGAUUAUUACAAAGGUGUGAGCCUCAAAACUUGCAACAUCUGUGGCAUUGUGCCGUGUGAUAAAACUGCACAUUUUAGAGUGGCCUUUUAUUGUGGCCAACCUAAGGCACACCUUUGCAAUAAUCAUGCUGUCUAAUGAGCAUCUUGAUAUGCUACAUCUGUGAGGUAGAUGGUAAUCUCAGCAAAGAAGUGCUAACUAACACAGAUUUUGACAGAUUUGUAAACAAUAUUCAAGAGAAAUAGGCCUUUUGUCUACAUAGAAAAAGUCUUAGAUCUUGGGUGCAAAACCAGAAGUGUUGCGUUUAUAAUCUUGUUCAGUGUAUAUAUAUAUAUAUAUAUAUAUAUAUAUAUAUAUAUAUAUAUAUAUAUAUGGAGAAAUAAGGGAUACACUCUCAGGUCUUUACAAAAAAUCUGUUGGUAUUUAUUAAAUAAAUAAAAGAGUUACAUCAUCUGACCGACGUUGGUAUUUAUUAAAUAAAUAAAAGUUACAUCAUCUGACCGACGUCGGUCAGAUGAUGUAACUCUUUUAUUUAUUUAAUAAAUACCAACAGAUUUUUUGUAAAGACCUGAGAGUGCAUUCCUUAGUUCUCCAUAUAUUCUACAACGUGGGAUUGCACCAAGGCAUCAAGAUAUUUAUUUAAUGGGAGAUAGGGUGAGUGCCAAGCUUUCUAUUUUUGUAUAUAUAUAUAUACAUAUAUUAAGGCCUUUUGGCCUGUAAUUGUGGGAGGGGCAUAUGACACACUCCUUCCCUACUUAAGGGACACCCCUUACCUGGCUCCAUACCGUUCAAGGUCAUCGCUGCAUGAGGAUCCACUUCCGGUUCUCGUACGACGCCAUCUUGGUUUUCAGAAAUCCACGAUUUCUUCAAGUGUAGCUGUGUUCUGGAAUCCCUUUUUGAAGGUCUUUUCCGCCCGUCCAGCUCCUUGUAAACUCCGGUCUUCGUCGAAGACAGCGUCCCAGGGACUUCAAAAUCGUAAGUCCGACGCCUGGAUCAUUCCCACGGCGUUCCGUUUUUCAAACGGGUCCUCACUUUACGGCUCUCCGGCCUUACGGCAAGGUCGCAAAUCAUACGUGGUUUUCCCAUUUCAGUUUAUAAAUUCGUGCUAUAAUCCUUUCAGCAUGUUUGUAAUGUAUUACAUAUGGUACUCAUGCACACCAUUUCGUGUCAUUUCAUUUUCAUUCAUUUUACCGAAAAGCACUCAUUCAUGCUGCUUUCCGUUCGGUUUAAUUCAAUCGGUACACAUUAUCUUGCAUCUAGGUCGGUCAAACUUGCAGAAUGACACUGCUCUUUCUUUUCAUUCUAAUGGAGCUUUCGGCAGUUUUGCUCAGUUAUGCACAAAUUCGUUCACAUUUUGCAUACGGCAAACUCUGGUUCUGUUUAUAUACCUUUCUAUGUACUGUUAUAAAUUUGUUUAAAUCUGUCAUACUUUUAUAUAUAUACUUAUUCAUACCAUGCUAGGUUUUUCAUUUUGAUUAACAUUUUCUCAUGUAUAUUGGUUUAGUUUAUAGUUAUUUAAGUUACUUAAUUAUAGAUAUUUCAGGUAUAUUACAGUUAUGAUUUAGCCUACAAUUAUGGCUUAUUCCUAAAUUCUUAAGGAGAUCAUGCUUUUAUUCAACCAUGUACAUCAGGAUUACAUGGCUCUUACAAUCUUCAGACCAUUUCUUGACAUACUCAGACGACAUACCACGAGUAUACAAGAACACAGUCCUAUCUUUCACAAGACUUUCGGGUUGAAUCACACGCUUUGGUUCAACCAUUCAUAUGUCACGUUACAAAAACUUUUUUGUCACUUCACAAAAUUCACCUCAUCCACAUCAUUCCAAUUUUAUGCCAUGGCACAUAUAUAUAUUCUAUACAUAGUCAUUCCAACCCUCCCUGCACUUUUUAAUACUCAAACCCUAGCAUUUCCCACAUCACUUAGUGACAUACGUAUCAUUUGGUCACCCUCUGUAGACACACAUACACGGCCAAGCCCCUACUACCCGGUUCAAACUCAGCUUUACGCCUAGCAUGGGCCAGUCAUGUCACUAUCAUACUCAUAGUCUUUUUACCUCCCGCAAAUACUGGUAGAAGCCCAUACCCCACCUUUACAUACUACAAGUCUCACAGGAUCCAUGCUCACUCUAUCACUUUGUUUCUACCCAUUUAGGUUUAUCCAGGUGUUGUUAUACCUGUCGAAUCUCAAAACUUUAUACAUACUACCAGGUACGUAAGCCUGCUCACGUUGUAGUUCACAUACGUUUCAUUUUCUCUAGGCCAUAGAGUACUGGCAAGUUAGGGGUAUAGGCCCAAAUAGGUAUCUCCCUUCUUGGCAUUCUGCCUAUCGUUUAGUGGUCCGCGAGGCCAACACCCCGCCUCAAUGUUUCGGAGGCAACGCCCAUCGGGCCACACGUGAGUUAGCCGCCUCGCAAUAUUAUAGAGAGGGCCUCACCUGUCACUCCCUCCCCCUGUUUUCUUUUACUGUCACUGAGAGGCCUACGAUUCCUGCCACUACGACGGGUGGCCUCAAUAUCCCCUCGCGCCAACGCAUAGACAGAGCCUCUCAUAGCCACUUGGCAACUAACAGGGCCUCACCUGUCACCAAACAAGAUUAAUUUUUCGCCUUUACAGCCUAGUUAGCCUGCCAGUACCACCCCUGGGUUCCAUACACUAACCAAAAUAUUUUUAUCAUUUAGUAUGUCUCAAGAAGGGGUAGGGAUUUCUCCCUACCGGGCACCGCGGCUAGAGCAAACUCCCCAUAACAGGGAGGAGAGGUGGCUAGUCCAGCAUCUUUUAGGUCAUGGACAAUCCCUCGCAUUACCAACAAACUCAGGAGAUGGCAAAUCCCGUUCCCUGCUACAGCAAGGAAAGCAGAACUCUACAAAUUACUGCACACCUCUACCGAUAACAUUGAGGCCGGGGAAGGGACUAGCCAGUCUAACCCAGGAGAAAUACACGGCAUGCUCUCAUCCCUCAUGGCAUCCAUGAGCAAGGUCAAUUCCAGGCUGCAGAAACUUGAAUCGGUCACCACAGCCCUUACCAUGGUUAGGCCCGCCGCUCCGACCCCUCCAGCACUGGUCAAGUUGCAAUCAGUUUCUCCAGCCACCACCUCUGAUGAUCAAGAGGUUAACCCUGCUCAUAUGAUACCUGAGCACCUCAAAAGAGAUAUCCUGGAAGGUAAAGAUGUCAACUUGGCUUCAUUGCUGAUUGCCUCCCAAGAUGUGGUGGAACAUAAGACUUACGCUUAUGAUGAUAUUUCUGUGGUGGUCAAAUCUAGGGAUGCCCGAUUAAACAGGAAACUGACCAUCCCUGAAUUUGUGUUGGCAUUUGGCAUUUAUCGUGAUGUUAUCUGUGCAGUAUAUCCCCACAGACCUGAGGAGUUUGAUUUGUAUAUGCACAAGCUGGUGGACCUGGGCAACAAAUAUGGUGGGUCAGCUUUCUAUGAUUACCAUAGAUCCUUUUCUGCCAAGGUGCCUGGCGCUUUCUCCCAGUACGGGACAAGGUCCAACUUUUCCAAGAUUGAUACGGUCAUUUUCUGCAGACACUUUGCAGGUCUAAGAACGCCGGCUUGUGCAUACUCCUCCUCCAUGGCUCAAACGGCUAAUUUCUGUCCAACCACUGCGAACGAACCUGCCCCCUCGCAGGGCACUAGUUCCACUGGUUCUGCAGAAAAAACACCCAAAGACAAACUGGACGGCCUAUCAAGUUUCUGGGCAAGUCCUAGAUAUGUAAUAAUUUUAAUGUCGGAUCAUGUAAUUAUAGUGGAUGUUGGCCAUUGCAUAUAUGUUUAAAAUGUUACAGGGCACAUGCCAAAACCAUGUGUCCUAAUAAAAUGUUUCCUAAACAAUACUUAACGUCGAUAAACAUUUCUGUACUUACGACAUUACUGUCACAUCAUCCAUCUAGACAUUUGGUAGAAUUCAUUAUAUCGGGGCUAUCAGAAGGAUUCCACACAGGUCUCAUACACAUGCCUUCCGGAAUCCUGGAAUGUCCAAAUUUACAAUCCGCACAACAAAAUCCUACAGCGGGUGACACACUCAUAGCCAAGGAAGUGGCAGAGGGCUUCCUAUUGGGGCCCUUCCAGUCCCCUCCUUUCACCACAUGGCGAACAAACCCCAUCGGUAUUGUCACGAGGAAAUCUUCCCACAAACAGAGACUUAUCAUCGAUCUAUCGGCACCACACACCUCUGCCACUCCUAGUCUGAACUCCCUUAUACCCUCUGAGGAAUUUUCACUGCACUAUUCCACCAUAGAUCACGCCAUUACGGCUAUCAUGCAGGCAGGGGUCGGAGCAUGGCUCAGUAAGACCGAUAUAACAAAUGCUUUUAAGUUACUGCCUAUCCACCCUACACUCUGGCACCUACAUGGCAUCAAGUGGGCCGGGAACUACUACUUUUUCUCACAAUUAACUUUUGGUUACAAAAGUAGUCCAGCCAUCUUCGACGUAUUCGCCGAAACCCUAUGCUGGUUAUUAUUAAAUGUAGCCAGAUGCCCUACAGUUAUACAUUAUCUGGAUGAUUUCUUACUGGUCGAGGAUAAUAUUUCCCCUCCCAGUAGCCUCAAAGAAACCAUCAGUCUUUUCAAACAGUUGUGUGCCCCAGUCUCCCCCACCAAGACUGAAGGACCAGAUACCUUCAUCACAUUCCUGGGUACCAUACUAGACUCAGCCACCAUGCAAGCGAGCCUGCCACGCAACAAGGUAGAAAACAUUCUUACAAACAUAAAUCUCUACAUACAACUCGAUACUUGCAACCGCAAAGAACUACAGUCUCUGCUGGGGUCACUAAAUUUUGCUAUGCGCAUCAUACCUCAAGGCUGGGCUUUCAUCUCACGACUCCUUCACAUGUUCACACUUUUCAGACAUGAUGCACACAGGUUAUCCCUGGAUACCACAGCCACGGCAGACCUACUCAUGUGGAGAAACUUUUUGACCACCUGGAAUGGUAAAAGUAUGUUCCUCCCUAAAUUGUCUGACUCCUCAUCUACCAUCUGGUCAGACGCGGCGUCUACCAAAGGUUUUGCAGCAAUUUACGGAACGAAUGACUUUGGGGUAGCUGGCCUUCAGAAGUUAAGGACCUGGAAGGUUUUUCCACUACCUCAGCUCUGUUUGAGAUAUAUCCCAUAGUGGCGGCUGCCGUGGCAUGGGGGCAUUUAUGGGCAGGUUCGCCAGUACGUUGCUACUCAGACAACCAAGCAACUUGCCACAUUAUUAACAAAGGCCGAUCCAAAUCACUAACUAUUAUGAGAUUCCUGAGAAAACUCACUUGGUUGGCUGCAUGUCAUAAUUUCUUCUUGUUUUGUGUUCAUGUUCCAGGUGUAUGUAACACGGCUGCUGACAAUUUGUCUCGUUUUAAUUUCCAGGCCUUUCGUCAAAUACUCCCGUCAGCCAUACUCACAGCCACGACCACUCCACUAUUCCACCAUCUAGUAAUGGACUAGACGCUAUCAUGCAACAUAGCAGAACAUUGGCCCAAUUAGCACUGUCUACUAAUACCCGAAAAACUUACGACAGAGCUUUCAUUUUAUUUAAAAGAUUCCUUUCGGAACACAACAUCUUACAACCUUUAAUCAUGACAUCAUUGUUGGGCUUUGCUUCUUUUUGCCACCUCAAACUCAAAUUAUCAUACAACACAAUCAAACUAUAUCUGACAGGCAUCCAACAUCACAUGCUAACUUUACAACUCAACAAUUCAAGUUUCAUGUCCGCCUACCAAAUUAAGAACAUCCUUAGGGGUAUUCAGAGAUCCAAACCUCCACGUACGGCCCAGAGACUGCCCAUAGAUUUCCAUAUUUUUAAAGACUUAUCCAACUUACUAGAUUUAAAACCUUUUGCCAACAGCACAAAUCUUGUCAUUAAAACCACCACAUACGUAGCUUUUUAUGGUUUCUUGAGACCAAGAGAAUUUACCGCCAUCAGCACAACACAGUCCACUCACAUCCUACUUCAUUUACACUUAACAAAACACACGGACUCUUAUACCCUGACUCUGCCUCAUUCCAAAACCAGUCAACAUGCACCUCCAGUAGAGGUUAAGUACUAUCCUACUCACAACAGGUGGUGCCCUGUCAAACUACUGGAUUCAUAUACCAAGCAUACCAACACAUCACCACAUCAACCACUUUUCAGUCUACAAGGUUCGGUACUCACUACCACCACCUUCAUGAUACACGUCAGGUCCUUACUUACUCAGCUGGGCCUCAAAUCAGCUAACUAUUCGGGCCACUCCUUCCGCAUAGGAGCGGCCUCCACAGCAUCCAGUGCAAACAUCCCAGUUCAUGUUAUCAAGUCACUGGGGCGCUGGAAAUCAUCAGCUUACUCUAGAUACAUACCUAACCCGGUACAAGAAGUAAGAAAUGCUUUUCAAAACAUGUCUGGUUAAAUGUACGUAUAUUGCUGGUAUGUAAUAAAUUUGAUUUUCUAUUUUUGCCCUCUUUAUUUACAGGCUUACCUCAUCGUCGGUUCCGGCACACCACAAGCGACUUGCUCUUUUAAUACCAUCCUAUACUUAUCAGUGUUUGUUUCUUCUGUACUAUCAUGAGCCCUUACCACAAAUAUAUAUAUUUGUAUAGUAUUACUAUUUAUGUUAUAUUACCCUAUAUUUAUAUAAAAUAAAAUGUAACUAAAAUGUAUUUGCAGAUAUUUUGGUCUGUUUGUCCCAUCUGUUCUGUAUUUUCCAUCUGAUGGGACCUUUUGCAUUCACACGGAUGGAAAUCUUGGUAAAUACUCCGCUUUGACGGUAAACCUAGAGUCCGAAUCUGGAACCACUAACCUUCAUACUGUACAGGACGCGAGCCAGGGUCCAUUUCACUGUCAUGUCUUUCAGGUGAAUGUUAUUACCAUUAUAAGGCCACUAACUAACUCUAUUAGAUUAAAAAAAGGAUUAUGCAAUAACAUGUAAAUGCAUUUGCAUCAAAGACCACAUUAUUUCCUCCUUCCUUUCAUUUAUCCUUAUUCUAUAAUAAUUAAAUUAAUCCCGUUCAUUCCAUGAUACUUGUUGAUGACUGUAUUUCAGAUACUUUACAUGGGCGUCUGCAGGGGGGGUAAAGGGGGGAACUUGCCCCCCCCCCCUGGAUUUUUCAGCUUGUUCUGAUAUUUUUAGUGUGAUUGAAAAUGAACUGCAAUACCUGCAAUACAAACAUAUAUUCCUGACACCAUAGUUGUGAAAACGCUAUUCACCCUGGCUUUAUGUGAUAAUGGCAAUGCCCCUUCCCUUUCAUGACACUGUCAAAAAGGUACCAAGCAUGGAUGUCAUGACAAUUAUGCCAAAAAUAUAUGUUUGUAUUCCUGACACUAUAGUGUUCCUUUAAGCAAAUUAAAGGACCAUUCUGGUCACCAUAACAACAUCACCUAAAUGAAAAUGCUAUGAUGCCAGGAAGCCCCUGGGUGCUCGCUUUCCUUUAAGGGGUUAAAUCACUCUCAAAUGGUUUAACCCCAAAGGCUUCCUCCAGCUCCAGGUCGCUCAGUGGUAUUUGGCUUCUGAAACAGAGUGUCAGGAAGUGCAGAUUGACGUCAGGCAUGGGUGCCGCUGAUUGGCUAGAGUGGACAGUUGACGCUCUAAGCCAAUCGCUAGUUCCCGGUUCAUAAAAUAUUUUUACUUUUUUAUGAAUGGGGAGCUACUGAUUGGCUUAGAGUGCCAGCUGACUGCUCUAGCCAAUCAGCAACACCCCUACCCAACGGCACUCUGUGCUUCCUGACACUCAGUAAAUAAAAGUGAACACAUUAAUACUGAUAUUUUUUUACCUUUGGAGAUGAGAAGGUCCAGCAUUUCCCUGCCUGGCCCAGGUACCAAAGCCUUAUGAUGUGGUGUCCAGGAUAAAGUGGAGGAUUCACUUCAUUUGUCCUUCCUGCUCCAAUCUCCUUUUCCUCUCCUUCAUUUGACAGUCUUUUUUUUUUCUUCUGACACUGUUUUCUAUCCUUGACCUUUCUGCUACUUUAUGCUUAUUUUGCGCCCUUCUGCUCCUUUCUCAUUCUGAUCCCUUUCUGCUCCUUGCAGACCCUUUCUCCUCCCUUUUCUACUUUAUCUUUGUGCUCCUUGCUGUCCCUUUCUGCUCCUUCUCCUACUUUACCUUUGUGCUCCUUCUGACUCUUUCUGCUCCUUUACCUUUGUGCUCCUUCCUGCUCCUUGCAGGCCCUUCCUGCUCAUUCUCCUAUUUUACCUUUGUGCUCCUUCUGCCCCUUCCAGCUCAUUUCUGACCCUUUCUGCUCCUACUUUACCUUUGUGCUGCUUUACCUUCCAGCUCCUUGCUGACCCUUCCUGUUCAUUUCUGUUCCUUUGUGCUCCUUCUCCUACUUUACCUUUUGUGCUCCUUGCUGUCCCUUCCAGCUCCUUGCUGUUUCUGCUCCUUGAUGUCCCUUCCUGCUCAUUUCUGUUCCUUCUCCUUUUCUUACUUUACCUUCCUGCUCCUUGCUGACUCUUCAUGUAGGCUGUCUCCCCCAUCCCUCCAUUCCAUAGGUGUGUGCACGGGGUGUGUUGGGUGUGCAUGGGCACGCCAAUGGAUUGACACCGGCAGGGGAGAUCUCUGGAUCUCCCCGGUCGGCUCAUGCAGAGCCGACGCUAUCCGAGGGAAGGCAGCAGGACUGGGAAGGCAGCAGGACUGGGAUAUUAACUAAUCUGCCCCCACCUCCACCCAAACAUCCAGCACACACACACACACAGCACCUACACACAGCACACACAGCCCACAAACAGCACCCACACACAUACAUCACCCUCGCACACACAGCACCCACACACACCCAGCACACUAACAGCAUCCUCACAAACACACAAAACCCACACACAACACCUGCACAGCACCCACACACAAACAGCACACUCACACACAAACAGCACCCUGACAAACACACAACAAAUAGCACACUAACAGGACCUGAACAAACACGCGCACACAAAUACCCUCUCACACACACACACAGCACACUACCAGUUCCCUCACACACAGCACACUAACAGCACUCUCAAAUCUAUAGGCUGCUGCCCCCCCAAAUCUAUAGGCUGCUGCCCCCCCCAAAUCUAUAGGCUAUCUCAAACCCUCCCCCAUCCCUCACUCCCCUAAUCAAACCCUCCCCCACCCUCUAUGACUCCCCUUAAUCUAUAGGCUGCUGCCCCCCCAAAAUCUAUAGGCUGCUGUCACCCAACCUAUAGGCUGCUGCCCCCAAAUCUAUAAAAAAAAAUCUAUAGGCUGCUGCCCCAAAUCUAUAGGCUGCUCCCCCCAAAAACCAGCCUCACUCCCUAACCUAUAGGCUGCUGCCCCCCCAAAAAAAAUCUAUAGGCUAUCUCAAACCCUCCCCCCACUUACCUGGUCUGUAGGCUGUCUCUGGCUGCAUGUGUUGCUCCCCUGCGGUUUCAAUCAGCAGAGAGAAGCAGGGAUAAGAUGCAGCUUCCUAUCCCUGUCUCUCUCCAUACACAGCGCCACCUACUGGCCGGUAUUGCAGUUCAUUUUCAAUCACACGAAAAAUAUCAGAACAAGCUGAAAAAUCCAGGGGGGGGCAAGUGCCCCCCCUUUCCCCCCACUGCGGACGCCCAUGUGAGUGUAUUUCUUUAAUCACUCUGUGUUGUAUUCUAUAAUAAUUACUACAUGAGCCAGGACUUGUAUUGUUUACCAAUAUAUGUAUUUUGUUAAUAUCCUACUGCAUAUAGCUUCACCAGUUGCCAACACCAUUUAAAUAAAACAUAUUUCCCUUUUCCCUUAACUUUGCUAUAUAUUCAUUGUGUUUUAUGUCUAAGGUACCUUCCCCCUCUGGUACCGAAGAGAUAGUAAAAAUUGAAAUACGGGGACUGACCUCAGGGGAUUCCUCUGAUCAACUCAGCAGCAAAUCCGUGGCCAUCCGUAGAAAACAGAACGGAACUUUUAUCCAAACAGACAAGUCUAUAUAUAAACCUGGACAAAAAGGUAAUCUAAUUAUAUAUGGCUGAGUGAAUGCAAACAUAAACUAAAGAUUAAGCAGUACAAUUAAAUUAUAAGCAUGUGCAAAGGGUAUGACAAGUGUGCCAAAAACACACACUAAUACAAGGCUCAGUUACCACUUCUUACUGUUCCCCAUUUAGGUUCCUAACUUCAAUUAUGUGCCAAUCUGAAAAGCUUAUUAUUUGGCUAAUGAUAAAGAAUAGUGUUUAUCUUUGCAAAUUAUGUUAACAGCAAUUUUUUUUAUUUUUGUAGUUUUGUAUUGGAAAUGUAGGUAUUCAUUUAAAAUAUAGUUUAGUUAUGUUUUAGUUUUUUGAUAACUUGGUGUUUUUGUUUUUGUUUUUGCAUGGAUGUGUUUUCAAUAAACAUUUUCCUUUUAUUAAAAAAAAAAAUCCUCAGAUGUGUACCGAUUCUGAGCAGAUCUAUGUUUAAAAUAACCGUUCAUAUCAUCUCACAUUUAACCUUUAUACCUUAUUAAUACUGUGUUCUAGAAAAGCUACUUAAAAGCAUUGCCUCUAGGUCUUUGUGUCUUUUGGUGUCUUACAGAUGUCCCCUGCUGGAAGAAAUCCAAAAGGGAUUGCACAAAACAACUAAUAAAUAAAAAUAAACAAUAGCAACUCAGUUAUUGUGCCCCAAAUGUAUUAUGCUCUUUCAUUAAUAUAUAUUUUUCCCAUAAAUGUUUUAGAACAAUGUAUUAAAUAGAACAAUUCGACAAACCCACAACUCCUUCCAAGUUGGACAUGGAUAGUCUGUGUUAUGGAAUAAAUGAUUCAUUAACCUUGUGUCUUUCUCUUCUCCAUAGUAAAUUUCCGGAUCGUUACCCUCAGUCAGGAUUUGGAGACAAGCAAUGAGAAGGUGAGCAACUUAAGUCACUUCCUCUUGAUGAUCAAGGUGGAAUAGGGGGAGGUUAAAAAUGUACCCACCAACAAAAUCGUACUAGGUUUCUCAUGAUAAUCAACAUAAAUAUAUAUAUUUUUAAAGUCCUUGUGUUUUUAUUGCCGUGCUUAAAUCCAUUCACUAUUUCAACCUGAUUGACUUUUAGCUUUUUGAACUGCUAAUAUUGCAUGUUUAAUAAGUAAUUUAUCAAUUAAAUAAAUAUUAAUAAAGAGAAUAAUGAAAUAAAAAUAUUUAACCAAGAAAGGUGCAUUUACAUUUUGUGAGAUUUUGCCAGUCUAGAUGUUAUCAAACUUCCUCCCCUCUGCAUAGAACACAUAUGUGAUUGAAACCCACAUUACUUGCAAAGAACAAUGCAUAAGUAAAAUUAUUUUAUAUUAUUUACUACUGUUUAUUGUUUACCGUCCACUGUUUAUGGUUAUCUGCAGGCUUACAAUAUCAAAAUUGGAGGCCUAAAUUUUAUACAUACAACUCAAUGCACAAUCUAAUGUGUAGGCUUUAUUUCAAAACAAUAUAAUUAAGACAAUUAAAUUAGGGUUCUUUUUGUCAUUGAAUCAAAGUAAAGUAACAGUUUGUUUUUAUGAUCAGUAUGUUUCCUACUUGUCUGACAAUUUCACUCUGUCUGUGUCUCUUUUUGUCAGUAUCCAUUGAUCGAGUUACAGGUGAGUGCUGUCUAAUCAAUCUAACCUUAAUGCUACAUAAGUAAAUUGAUGCCAACACGAAAUUAUCUUCUCUUAAAAAUAGAAUCCUGUAAAUAUAAUGUAAAUCUCUAUAAAAAUGAAUUUCCCCUAAAAUGGUUUGCCAAAGUCUUGUGUUUAGCCAAUUUAACACCUUGUACACUGAUGAUUUGAUACUUUUAUUGUUGUUAUUCAACAAUGUUGUGUCUCUACGCAUUUAGUUUUAUGAGUUUCAUUACUGAUAACACAGUAUAUCUGAAACAGAAGGUGGGAAAUAAAAGAAAUUGUGAAAGUGUAAAUAGAUCAGAAAAAAGGAGAAAGUUUAAGGUGUGCAUGCCUAGAAGAGACUAUCUGAUAACUUUUAUUUUUAUAUAUUUUUAAUUAUUUUAUGAAGAAAUGGAAAGAGGUUGGGAUGUCUGAGGGAGAGCAAGGAAUAACCAGACAUUUUAUAUUAGAUGUUACUUUAUCUGGGCAAGAUCGCUGUGUAACAUUAUCUGACCUUACAAAGAUGGCCAAAUUCCUGACUGUAUGAUAGCCAGACAUUCCUCAUUGACAAGACUUAGGAGAGAAGAAGAGAGAGCAUGCACCUUUAGGGCUGCUGGUAUUUUAUGUAGAUGUCUGGCAUUUCAAAUAUAAUAAAGUUUUUUAAUAUUUCUUUUUAAUUAUUAACAUUUCUAAAAAUAUAUAAUUUAUAAAAAACUAAAAUAUCAAAAUAGUAAGCAAUAUCAAAAUAGUAAUGCUUUUCUAUGGGAGUGCUUAAUGUGUUUGCUGUGCAGUAGCCCUCCCUGAUCUGGGGAUGUUGGAGGAGGCAGAGCACUGACCCAGCGCCGAAGGAUAUUGGUGCUGGAGUCGGUAUGAGUACAGAAACUAUAUUUUAACCUUUUUAAUGAUGGGGAGGAGGCUGAAAAGACAAAGAGAUUGACAGCUUUUGGUACACUAUCCACAUCAGUACAUCCAGUGCAGUGAAGAGUAUUCUUAAUAAACAAUGAAUUAUGACAGAUCUUAAAUAAACUUAUAGUAUACAUGGAAAACUUGACAUCAAACCCAUGCAGUGUACACACAGAGUACCACUGUUUGUAAUGUUGAAUGUUUAUUCAUGUUGUUUGCGAAAGGACCCACAGAGGAAUCGCCUGGCUCAAUGGAAAGAUGUCGUCCCCAACAGUGGCAUUGUGGACCUCUCAUUUCAGCUGUCUCCUGAGCCUGCCCUGGGAACUUAUAACAUCAAAACUGAUUUAAUAAACCACGUCUUCACUGUAGAGGAGUAUGGCAAGUGGAAAAAAAUAAAUAGAAUUAUUCAGAUUAUAAAUCCACAGAUGGAAAGAAAGGAGUGCUUUCAUUAAAUUAUUAUGUUUUUGCUAUUACAAUAAAAGCAGCACUAUAAAAAAGAGAAAGUGAGAGAUUCACAAAAUCUAUAUUGCUCUAUCAUGUGGAUGCAUAUAUUUGUAUAUAAUUUGAUGUAAAAUGUGAUUUAAAAUCUGAUGUGUUGCAAAACAUUUAACUUCUGUAGAUAAUUUGAACUACUUGAUUGUUGCUGCAUCUCCUAGUCUUCCUCUUUCUCCAUUCUAUUGCAUGAUGACCAGUUCUUUACAGCCCAUACCAUAUUCUCCAACACUUUCUUUUGUACCCUCCUACACACUCAUCCAUUCUCUGUAAUUCACUACGAUUCACCCAUCAUCUAACUUGUUUUUUUCUUCAGAGUUCUUUCUUUACAUGAUCUCAACUUUCAGUAUAACAUGUAACAACUAACCCUGCAGUUGCAUCUUGUCUUCUUCUAUCUUCAGUGCUUCCUAAAUUUGAAGUGAGUCUUCAAGCUCCACCAUCCAUCACAGUUCUUGACUCAAAUAUGACAGUGACAACAUGUGCCAGGUGAGACAUCUGUGCCAGGUAUUAGUGCACCCAGGAUACUCUGGGAAGUACUAGAAGCAAAUUUGUGGUAACACAGAAAGAACAGGUAUGGUUAACAGAGUGAGCUGAUUGGAACAGGUUUAAAUGUUUCUCAGAUGGUAUAAUUAGGGAAUUGUUAAGGAACAGUCCAAGUGUAAUUUCCCAAUGUGUAUAUCAGGUAUACAUUUGGACAACCAGUUCCAGGCACUGUGACUUUCAAAAUAUGCCAAAAGUGUUGGGGGUCCUAUUGGAGGAGGUGGGGACCUUCCAGUCAAGAUGGAGAAAAUAAAGAGGGAGAAAAUGAUGUUUGUCAUCUUCAUACAGCCAAGGUGAGAGAUGGGAACAGAGUUGUAAGUUGGGAUUGUUGUUUAAGAGAAGUAACAAAAUAAUUGAAAGUGAGUAAAAAUGAACUUAAUACAAGAGAGGAUGUGACAGUCUGACUAACAGAGCAGAAUAGACAAAAAAAAGUGAAAAGUGCUAUUGUACAAUGUAGUUCAAGAUGGUUGUUCAAACAUCGAGCAUAGUUUGAAGGGAAUAUAAUCUUAAAUUAGAAGAAGAGAAAGUAAUGGCUGACUUCCAGUUUAUAUUUCAGUAAGAAAAGAAGCAUUCCAGUAGACAUGGUAGGCGUUAAUAUGAUCUAAGAGAAGACUGGAAUAGACACAUUUCAAUCCUGAGCAAGAAUCCAAAUCUACAGUAAAACUUGAGUUUGUAUCAGGAAUGGACAGUUUUAACACUAUUUAAUAUAUAAUAUAAAAUAGUUAUGAUCUAGUGUCUUCCUCUGCACACAUAGUUAUAGCAUUACACAGAUUUUUAGGAGACACGUUAUAUCACAUGCACGGUAUGUCUUUAAUUCUUCAUCUAAUCAAGACUAGGAGAUUUAGGACAGACUUUUAGAGACUGAAGUAGCAACUUUUUUACCCCACACAAUGUUUUGAAGGAUGAGCUUUCUCCUCUCUUUAGAAUGACCAUUCUGGAUGCCUGAAAUCCACUGUGGACCUCUCCAAAUUCCAGAUACGGAAUUCAAAUUAUGACAGAAAGCUGGUGGUGGAGGCUUUUCUGGAGGAAGAAGGAACAGGUGAGAAAAGGGUGAAUUUAGAAGUUAGGAAAGGAGGGAAAAUUGAUGAAAAAAUAAAUAAAUAGUCACAACAAAUCAUCAAGGUAUGUAACUAACCCCAAAGGGUGCAUGGGCUCUGGUUCAAACCAAAGCAGCGGAAAAAUCUUCCUUUCACUGAAUAGGUAAAUAAAUAUAGUGUCUAUCUGUUAGAAAUAGAAGGUUUAAUGGCAUGAAGUUUCUUGGAGAUCUAAAAAGAAACAUAAAUGUUGAGUGAAGAGGAGAAUGGCAGAUUGGGGAAGAAACAAUGUCUGGUGAAAUUGAGGCAAAUUGAUGUAUUAUGUGACAAAAUUAACAGUGGAAGACAAAAGACAAAAGAGGAUUACUAAUCCAUUAAUUAAAGUUCAAUUUUAUGGUCAGUGAUUAGUUCUGCAUCAAAGGUAAAUGGUGCAUAACACAUCAUCUAGAUUUACACAAGACAAACAUAAACUUUCUAAUUUACUGAACUCUGAUUAACAUUUGCUUUGCAAAUAACAGUUACUUCUGAACACAUAUAUGGGGAAACUGUAUAGUAUAAUAUAGAGCCAAGAAACUAAUGUAACAUUUCCUAAUGUGACCCACAGGAAUAACAAUAAAUGCCACGUCUCAACAAUGUGAUGUUUCCUCCCAACUCACCAAGAUUUCAUUCAAAGACUCAAAGUCCUAUUUUCAGCCAGGUGCACCCUAUAGAGGAAAGGUGAGUAAGGAACUGUCAGAUGUGUGAAAGGCUUUCCUUUAAAUGUGCCUAGGUGUCGAAACAUAAAUGGAUGUUGGACAGUGCCCCAAUAAAAAAAUAAUACAAAAAUAUUAAAAACUAUUUGCAUGGAAUAAAGAAAAGUUUGUAUUUGAAAAAAACAAAACAAAACAUGUUGCAUUUUUUAUUUUUUUUUGCAAUUUCCUCUACCGUUUAUUGAUGCUGCUUAGAAUCUGUACAAUUAAUCAUGCCAAGGUUUUAGGAAAUACAAAAAUGCCCCAUUUUUUUUUUUUUAUAUAGAGCUCCAUAUAAGCCACAUGAUUAGUUUACUAAGGUUUUAGAUGUCACCUACAAGCUUUCCAUUGGAAUGACAGAUCCUGUAUUUCCUAAAAGACAGGUCUGCAUAUUGCUCGGUUUUCCAGGGAUGUUAAUGAAUAACAGCAUCAGUGAGUGGGUCUGGACUCCUUAAAGUGUUUUUUUUUUUUGUUAUCUAAAAAGAGAUGUAUGUAAAAAAGACUGGGCCAAAGGUUCAGGUUACACAGCAUCCCUCAAUUUUUUUUACUUACAUUAGCGCACCUGAGUUAAAACUUGCAGUGUAGGUGUAUUGAAUGAGAGCUUCAGCUGCACCUCCAGGCAUAUCUCAGUAAAGGGAGAUUUCACGGAGCAACAGGAGGGGUGAGGGUGGCAACGUAACAGUUCUAAAAAUUACUCUUUACAAUGGGGGGGAGGGAGAACUCCUACACCAUAACCACUACAGUAUGCUGUAGUGCUUUUGGUCCUUUUAGUGUUCCUUUAAACGCAGUGGGAAAUUAGCAUGUAACAAGCAAAGUUAAUACUAAUAGCAAUAGCUCAGGGGCAAAUUACAGCCACGUUUUACACAUACUCCAUGAAAAAACAAUGUUUUUAAAUAUGGAAGAAUUUUAAUUGCAAUGUGAAAAGUGUACAAUAUAUUCAAAAGUGCAUAUAAAGAGUUUUUAUUCAUAUGGCACAGGGCCAGGAUACAAGCGUGUGGGCCGGGGGGAGGACAGUAGGCCCCCCAUUGUAAUUUAUGUCCCCCACCCAUGAGGGGGGGAAUUUGUCUUAGCGUCCCCACCCACUGCCCAGGGGUGGGGGCCGGGGGGGGAGGACAGUAGGUCCCCCCCUCAUUAUCUUUAUGGCCCCUACCCGCCACCCAGGGGUGGGGGCUAGGGGGGAGGACAGUAGGUCCCACCCAUUAUCUUUAUGGCCCCCACCCACAGCCCAGGGUUGGGGGCCAGGGGGAGGACAGUAGGUCUCCCCCUAAUUAUCUUUAUGGACCCUACCCAUCAUAGAGGGGUGGGGGCAAUAGAUUGUUUUUUGUUUUUUUUACAGUGAGCAGCCACUGGCUUCUCACUGCUUACUAGACAUGCCCCCUACUUGCGGUAUAGCGAGUAGGGGCUGAAUUUACUAAUACUAAGUAAUCUUUACUUAGUAUUAGUAAAUGUGGCUGAAAGACCAAUUUAGGUCUUUCAGCCUUUUAGUAGAUAGCUCUCUAAUACCGUGGGAAUGAAUAGGAUCGGAGUUUCAUUCAUUCUAAUGAAAUUCUGAUACGAACAAAGUCCCGAAUUGCAUUCUAACCCGAAUGGAGAAACUGUUAGAACGCAAUUCGGCAGUUUUGCCGGCGUACUGUCUAAAUGACAGGAAGCAUCGCGGGAACAGGGAGGAAAGGUAAGGAUUGUGUGAAAAUUGCUGUGACCGCCGAAAACGAAGUACACUUUGCUCCUCCGCUGGUCACGGCGUAGGAAACCUCCAUAAGAGAAAUAGUCCCUACUUUUUUCUUAAGUUUUAAUGAAUACUAGAGCAGACAUUAAGAAAUGAAGAACAGAUCCUGAGAGAGGGAGAGAAGAGUAAUCGAUUGGCGAAAUGUAAGUUCGGCAUGACAGUGCCGCUUUAAGCUAUCUUCAUGUGAAAAUCACAUUGUAGUUUUUUUGUUUAAUCUUUUCUUGUAUCUCUUUUCCACAUUCUUACAGUUGGUUUUGGAAUCAUUUAAUGAAAAGCCACUUUCUGGACAAGAGGUCUACCUCACCACCUUUUUCAAAGACGAGUCCGUAACAGAGUCAUUUACCACUGAUUCUGCUGGGGAGGUUUCAUUUCAAUUGUCCACAUCUAAAUGGGGUGCAGACUCUGUAUCAUUAAAGGUGAGCUCCCCGUGAAUGGUGUUAAUAUAAACAGGACCAACUUGCUUUACAAAGUGGUCUGUUUACUAUAGAAUUGAAGUAUACAAUGUAUUGAAAUAAAAUAAAAACAUAUAGGACUAAAUAGCCAAGUUGAAAACGUUCAACAGCUUGGCUAAUUUUACAAUUGUGAUUAUUGUGGCUUAUAUAGUGAAAUAAUUUUUUUAUAAACAUGACUAUCUAAUAAAAAUAAUUUUAGAUAUGUCAGGUAUCUCUCUGGUAGUGUUUACCUUAAUUAUUUAGCUGGGAGGCUCGGGAUGGAAUGACAGGAAAAUAAAAGAAUGAGAAAUAACAGUUAAGAAUGGACCUAGACAGACAAAGAGUGUGUUCUCUGCAGAAUCAGCUUGUAGCUUGCAUUAAUUGAAAGGUCAGUAAUUUAAUGUAGAUAAAUGCAAAGUUAGGCACUUCAAGGUAUAGAAUGCACAAGCAACUUACACCCUAAAUGGUAGUGAAUUAGGGGUAAUAACACAUUAGAAGGAUUUGGGGAUUGUUAUAGACAACACACUAGGCAAAAAUGUGCAAUGUCAAUGGGCAGUUGCUAAGGCCAAUAAGGUAUUGUCAUGUACAAAAAUGGAUGAAAAUAUAAUAUUGCUUCUUUAUAAAUCAAUGCUAAGACCACACCUUGAAUAUGCAGCACACCUUUGGGCACAUGUUCUGAAUUAUUAUAUUAUGGAACUAGAAAAAGUACAGACACAGACUACAAAGCAAAUUAAUAAAAGUAACAGAAGAUUUUAGUUAUGAAGAAUGGGUUACAAAUUUGAAUCUGUUUAGUUAUGAAAAACAGCUCCUCAGAGGGGAUAUGAUAGCAUUAUACAAAUAUAUUCUGGGCCAAUACAGACCAUUGUAUGGAAAUCUAUUUAUAAACAGGACUAAACAUAGGACUCAGAGUCAUUCAUUUAGAUAGAUCUUUAGUCUAAGGCAAAGGAAAGGGUUUUCUUUUACAGUAAGAACAAUGUGGAACUAAUUGGCCUUAAAAGGUUGCUUUAUGAAAGUAUGUCAACAUUUUUAAAGGACCACUCUAGGCACCCAGACCACUUCAGCUUAAUGAAGUGGUCUGGGUGCCAGGUCCAGCUAGGGUUAACCCAUUUUUUUAAUAAACAUAGCAGUUUCAGAGAAACUGCUAUGUUUAUGAAUGGGUUAAGCCUUCCCCCAUUCCCUCUAGCGGCUGUCUCAUUGACAGCCGCUAGAGGCGCUUGCGUGCUUCUCACUGUGAUUUUCACAGUGAGAGCAUGCCAGCGUCCAUAGGAAAGCAUUAUGAAUGCUUUUCUAUGUGACCGGCUGAAUGCGCGCCAGAGCCGGGCGGGAGGGGGACCCUGAGGGUGGGGGCACCCUCAGGGCACUAUAGUGCCAGGAAAACGAGUAUGUUUUCCUGGCACUAUAGUGGUCCUUUAACAGUGACUGCAUGAUUUCUUGCAAAAGCAUACUAUUCAGAGAUAUAAUUUUAAUAUGUUCCCUUUUCUUUUUGAUGGUGCCCAGUUGUAUAAGAUGGCCCAACAUAACCACAUUGUUGGCUAGCCCACCUGGCUAGGAGAGGUAUUAUCAGAUUUAAAAAGGUCAUCCAACAGGGACUCAGUUAAGUUCCAAGCACCUCUCCUAGUAAUGAGGUAUAAGGAUGCUAUGGUGGUAGUGAUAGGUGCAUGAUCUGACCAAGAGAGGGUCUCCACCUCCACUGUUUGAAACCUGGGCAAUGUAGCAAUGUCCACCAGACUUAUAUCUGUUCUGGAGUAACCAUGGUGUACUGAGGAAAAAAUGUAUACUCUCAGAUGAUGAGAUCUUUGCCUAUCCAGGUGUCAUAAAGAUUGUUUUGGAAUAAUAGGUGUCUGAAUUUGGCACUUAAUAAGGUGAACUUGUUUUUUUUUUUUCUGACCUGUAUAAAGUGGAUUAUGUGCUAGAUAAUGUGUGAAAAUAUUUCUAGUAUUUAUAUUUAUUGGAUUUAAAAGGUGGGUUACUAGAACAAAAGAGGGUUUCCUGAAAAAAAAUGCAAUAGUGGCUUGAAAAGUAUUUAUGUUUUGGAACGCUAAUCUGCACAUAUGUGGCAUAUUAUGGCCUCUAGCGUUUAUAUAGUACAGUUAAGCUUAGAUUUUAGUGCCACAGAGACAAAUUUAGACUUAGCUGCCACUUUGGUGUGCCAGUGUGGGGUCAUCUGUGAAAAGGGGCUGUGAGUGGUCAGAUGUUCAGACCUGAGGUUGAUUGUUUUAGUCAAUGUGGCCUGUUUCAAGGCAUAGCUCCCACAGCAUUCGUCCACUCUCUGCCAUAACCAGGACCAAUCUCUGCUUAUUUUUAUUGCAUUUUGAUAGCUAGUCCAAAGCUUAGCUGUGCUAAGAACACUCCCUCCGUGAAUGAGGCAAACAGCAGCAAUACUAGCAAAAGUAACAAUUGUUGAUAAUUCAAAGUCAAAUCUAAGACAAUUUAAAAAAAAAGACUAAAAUAAAGGCCAAAGUAGCCAAACUGAAAACAAAUCUCCAAGUGAUCUAUGUUUCUAGUUCAGUUACUGUUCAUCAUUUUGCAAUUCCCUUCUUUCAUUGUUCUAUGUGGUUCCCACUAUAUGAAGUGUAAUGAUUGGCCCCUGUGGGUUGUUUUCUUAUAAGAAAAAAAUGCAAACAUUUGAACAUGCAAAAAUAGGAUAUUCAUGUGCAAAUUGUAUUUAAAUUGUUGUGUCAGAGUGUGCUUGUAAUAUUUUGUCAAUUUUUUUAUUGUUGCAAUAGUCUUGUUACCCUUUUUGUGGGUCUCUUUUGUUUGUCCUUAUAAAGACUGGGACAUUUUGGUUAUUUUAGAGUUGCAGUUGGCAAUAUAUAGUGUACACAAAGAACUUAAUGACACAAUAUUUUAAAUUAUAGGCUUUCACUGAUGAGAAAGAUGAAGACUAUAAGAGGGAUCGUAUUGCUGCCCGGCACGGUACCAGUUACCUACACCUGAAAGGCAUUUAUGUGAAAAGUCAAGACUCUGUGUAUAUUCACCCUGUAAAGAGUGCUGCACUUUGUCAUGAGAACAUAUCUGUCCGUGUUGAUUAUGACCUUGGAGAAAAAAAGGUCGAGGAAGUGAACAAAGUCAACGAAGUCAACGAAGUGAAAGUAUUCUAUGUUGUAUGUAUCAUUUCUUUCAAUGGAAAGGGAUUUAUUCUAGGCACAUAUGGGGAUUUAUUAAUAAUGCCAGCUACUAAUAUGCCAUCAUAUGCCAUAUAAGUAUAUCUCUAAACAUAUUUCACCAAAAACAAGGCUUUAUCAAUGGUGUAAAUAGACUUCUGGAUUGCCUGCAAUUUUAACCCCACCUUUAAAAUUAAGUGCAUGGUCUCUAUUGACCCAUCAAUUAAAUCCAUUGUUAACUUGGAUUAAACUGGAACAUCCUUACUAUGUGGGCUAGCACAAUGGUUAAGAUUGUUAUGGAAAUCCAUGAUACUCUUUCAGGUUUUCAGGUUCAGGUGUGCAAAAUGCACAAACAUUGCAACAUUCCCAUUAAUGUUUGUAUUAGUAGCUUUAAAUUUCAUAAACAUAUAUAUACAUACAUAUAUACACACACACAGGUAAAAGAGGUUGCCAUGGAAACAUGGAAAAAUGCAUACUGCAUUUCUCCUUCUCUUAUUAAUAGGGAUAACUACAAGUCCUUCAAAGGUAUUCCUUAGAGCAUUUCUUUGAGUUGGGGCAAUAAAACUAACGGGAUGGUAACGUUCACAGACUGAAUAUUUUGGAACUCUAAAUUCCCAGGUUCUCUAGCAUCUUAACAUCUUAGAUAAGGGUAAUUCUGAGCCAGCAUGGUAUGACACUCAUCAUAUAGAAUGUUCCAGAAGAUGCCAACACAAACCAUACUCUAUAUGCAUAUGAGAAACAUAGAGGGGCAUUGAGAGAGCAUUCGAGGUGUGAUUACCACUUGCAGCCUCACUAUCUCUUUAUCUUAAAGAGUUUACAUUGCUUCUCUUAAUUGCUGUCCCCAACCCUCUCUCUGGUAAUUCAAUACUAACGGUCACAGUAGAUCUUUCUUUUAUUAUCUCUCACUAUCUAACUUGCUAUCUCAUGCUCUUUCUCUGUACUUCUUUCACCAUUUUCCUUGAUGGCCCAUCCACUCAUUGUCUCUCUUUAAAUUAUUUGCUAUACCACACACUUGCUAAUCCAUGCAUUUUCUCUUCUCUCACAAGCCAAUGUGUUCUCUCUGAACCAGCUUUUAUUUUCCCUAGCACAUUUGUUUUACUAUUCCUUUUCUUCCUUCAGGUUUUGGCUAAAAAUAAGAUUUUGUACAGUGGCCAGAAGACCGUGAGCCUGGAGAAAGCAAACUGUACGUUGUAUUAUUCUUUUCAAUGAAUGCUUCGCUUUAUAACUAUUAAACACGUAUCCUAACCUGAUAUAAAUCUGAACAAGGAAAAUCCCAUUGUUACUAACGCUUGAAACAAAAGCUAUAAUGCACAGAAUUUGCCAGCAUUAUUUUCUUAAAGCAACCAAUUACAGGAUCUUAGAUUAUUUCAUUUAAGUGAUGUAGUUCUGCAGCAAUUUUCGUUUUCUGUAGUAAAAAAGAAAAUAAAGUUAAUUAAAUGUUUAUUGAGCACUCUGUAACAAAUAUUUUAGUAUACAGGUAUAGUAAAGGGGGAAUCAAAGCAGACAAGAAUAAAUGCACACAAGAUUUUGAAAGAUUGGAUUUACAGCUUCGUGCUCCACAGUGACAAUGUCAAUAAUUAGAUUCUUUGUAAUUUUGGUGAGAUAGGUCUCUGUUGAGUUUUGAAAGUGAUAUUCUAAUUGAAGAUAGUCAAUAUGUUGAGCUGACAAGAUUAGAGAGUUGGAUAUCUACUAGCUGGAAAAGAGGCUUGAAGGUGGAAAGAAGAGAAUAUAUUGUCUUUUACAAUCAGUUAAGAGAGGUUCUAUAUAAAAUUGGAGUCAAAAACGCAUAUCUGAUGAUGAACUACUGGUGAAAAGACUAUCUGAAUAUGACCAUUAGCAUUAGACGGAAGCACGAAGGAAGGAGGUUAACACAUAUGUAAGAGAUUGGAUUUAAAAGAGUUGCAUCUUCUUCUGUAACUGGGAUAAAUAACCCUAGAAUACAUGAGAAUAUGAGAAAUGCACAAUAAACAUAGGAUUUUGUUCACACACAGUCUAGAAUCGAAUCGCAAAUUAUAUUCCGGUCAAGACUCUCUCUCUAAAUCUCAGGGAAUAUUUGGUUAGUGUUGUGCUGUAUGAUGUGUGAGCAUCACUAAAGUAUAUAUUGAAUGUAUGAAGUAAAUGUGUGUUUCUGUAAAUGUAAAUGUGUGUUUGAUCAUGUUGACUCCAAAACAAGAAGGUUAAGUAUAUAUUUUCUGAUUGCGAUCGUGUUAUUUUCUCUUCUUCUCGCACUUCUCAGCACGUUCAGGAUCCAUGGAGAUUUCUCUCCCAGUCCGAGAUGUUUCUCCCACUGGGAAGAUUCUUGUUUUCACCUUAUCUGAUGAUGGUGAGGUGGCUGUAGAUACUGCAACGUUUCAAGUGACUGCAUGCCUGAAGCAAAAUGUGAGUAGGAAUGAUCAAAAAUCUUAAACACCCUGUACUGAAUAGGACAGUCCUAAAAUUGUACAUUUAUUAAUUUGGAUAUUAAUAAAAAAUCAAGAAAAUAUCAGCUCGAAUAAACCUAUCCCUUUUAAGCAUAUAGUCUUUUAAACUACAUUAUGGUCUUCUGAGCAAAUCCUUUAGUUAGCAGUAUGCUAAUAGACACACUUUUCAGAACCACUAGGGGUGGUCUAAAGCAAUACACAAGCAAAAUUGAGUAAAAACCUCAAUACUUAGUACAUUAUAACAGAACCUUUCCAUUGUCAACUAAACAUGGUCAAAUUAAUCCAAAAAGAAUGUCAAAGCAGUUAUUAAGCAAGUCAGAAUCUGACCAGCUAGUGUUAUAUUAAAAAGAUCAUACCUUUGCUUUGAAUUUCAGGUCACUCUUGGGUUUUCUGAGGAACGUGUGCACCCCAGUUCACUUGUCAAGUUGAAUCUGAGAGCCGCCCCUGGUUCUUUAUGUGCGCUCCGUGUUGUUGACAAGAGUGUUACAUUGAUGAAACCAGAAGACGAACUCACAGAGGCUAAGGUAAGGUUUCAAAGGAUGUGAUAAGUUAGAAAAAAAAUAUAUGUAAUAUUAUUUAUAAAGUUGUAUGAAUGUAUUUGGCAUGUAUUUUAUUGAGCAAUUCAAGAUAUCUGACAUAUAGAUACAAUUUUACACUUUGGUACUCAAAUUGCUAUUUUGAGUAAAUUAGACAAUGGAGAUGAAGUUAAGAAAAUCUAAGGGGAAGAGAAAAAAAAACUACUAAUAUUGAAAAAUAUUCUUAUUUAACUUCACCUAACCUGGAAUAUUGGGAAUAUUGUGACUUGCUCUCAGAACUAAUCUUCAUAACUACAUAAAUACAUUAAAAAUAAUUUUAAAAAGGGCUACUAGAAAUUGGAUCAUGGUUUUCAUAAUAAUAAGUACCAAAUAAUAGGGGAGUUAAAAAAGUACAAGACUGAUAUUUUUCACAGAAUGAAGGUAUUUAGGAGAAAAGGACAUGGAACAUUAGGAAAUACUUUAUUACAGAAAGAGUUAUAGGUACAGAAUAGGUUGCAGAAUUCCAGAAGGAGCAAUUCUAGUAUUCAUUUUUGUACACAUUUCUAAGAUAAGUUCUAAUAAGCUGUUCUAAUUAUACAGCUUCUACUUUAAGGGACCCUCCACUGCCCAAAUGUUUUUUUUAAAUCACUAUUUAGUAGAUAUACAUCUUAUUAAAACUUUAAAGCUUUUAAUUGUGUGUUUUUUUCAUUGUGUGUAUGUCUAAAAAAUGCUUGUUAAACCUGCAGAAUUCUUGCCUGAAGCCUUUGUCAGCCCUCCCCUACUAACCCCCUCUCAGACUUUCUGUGGCUGUCCAAUCACAAUCUAUUCAUUUAAACAUAUCUACUAAUACGUAAACCUAUUGAUUGUAUGUUUUUGACUUGGUUAUAGAUUCAAAAUCUUAUCAAGACUCAGCCCUAUUAUCCGCCAUAUGAGAGCUUAGAUUAUGAAUUUUGUCGUGAUAAUGGACCUACAACUUAUUGGGGAAUAAUUAGUGAAGAACUUAUCUCUUGGUGGCAUCCACGGUAUGUCUAUCCAGUGAAGAAGAAGGAUAUUCAGAACAUAAUCGAGGUUAGUAACAUUGAUACGCGUUGAAGAUGUUGAAGAUAGGAAGAUAGGAAGAGUUGCUAUCCAAGCAGUUUGAUUUGGCAAUAUUGGUACCCAAAUAAUAAAAGACUUUCCUGGGAACUGGAAUUAUGAUCUGGAGAUCAACAAGAUAAGAUGUAAUAAGCCACGUAGAACCAGAAGGCAGCUCAAGAGGAGAGUCAGCAAAGGUAUUUUUCCUCUGCUGGUAUCUCUAGAUCUGGAGCCUCUUAAACAGGACAGAGUAUGGGAGCUCAUGUCAUGCUAGCUCUCUAGAGAGAGUAGUGUCAACAUUUUUAUUUUAUUUUUUUUAAAUGGAGAACCCUUUCUUUGUUAAGAACUCAAAGUAUCCAAUUUUUAUAUAAAGAGGUAUUGUCAGUACUCUUACUCAACUAAAUUGAUGUGAUUCAGAUGUGUCAGGAGUGCUACUCAAUGCCACUCUUUUGAGAGACUGGCACUGGAGUCUUUUCAAAAUGCCCUGCAUACACUCAACUUUUUUAUGACCUUCAUGCAGAGCAUGGGGCAUUUAAAAUUUCAAUGGGUGCUAGAUUUUCUGUUAAAGCAAGUACAAAUUAGAAAUGAAAAAUGUAAUUUAAAAACAUAGCAGAAAAGUGACAUUUUAGCUCCAUAUUAGGAUUACCUGGUCAGGGAUAAAUAAGUCUCUAUCACUUCUAGAGCUAUAAUUUAAUGAUUUUAAAUCUGAUGGGUUAUUCAUAGGGCAAUAGGGAAAAGUCAUGGAUGCAUGCAAGGCCAUUUGGACUGCAAACUCCAGACAUUGUACACACACCAUUCAACGCUGUCCAGAUCUUGCCACUAUCCGGGGCCCAUGCAACUACAUCAUGUGGGAAUAUUUCAGUAAGCCAAUCAGAGUGCUCUGACAUUGCUCGAGACUUAGAGUGUUCUUACUCAUAUUGCACAACGUGCAAUGCAGUAGCUGUCAUAGUGUGGGAACGCCUUUCUAAGAGGCCAAAGAAAAAAAGAGUUAGAAGAACGAAGACUUUGUCUAAGGCAAAGGAAAGGUUUUUUUUUACUGUAAGAACAAUCAGGAUGUGGAAUUCUCUGCCUGAAGAAGUGGUUUUAUCAGAGUCCAUACAGAUGUUCAAACAGCUACUAGAUGCAUACUUGCAAAAACAGAAUAUUCAAGGAUAUAAUCUUUCAAUGUAGGGUAAUAACUGCUUGAUCCAAGGAUAAAUCUGACUGCCAUUCUGGGGUCAAGAAGGAUUUUUUUUCCUAGCUUGUUGCAAAAUUGGAAGUGCUUCAAACUGGGUUAUUUUUACUUUUGGAUCAACAGCAAAAAACACAUGUGAGAAAGGCUGAACUUGAUGGACGCAAGUCUCUUUUCAGCUAUGUAACUAUGUAACUAUGUAACUAUGAUGGUAAGUAUAAUUUAAAAUUUUGCAGGCAUUGGUUUUCUUGGCUUCCCCUCAGUAUUAUUGGAGUGAGGGGAAUAAGUAGGGUUCAUUCAUUUAAAUGUGUGUGAUUAGAGGAUAGGGGUCCCUGAAUAUUAUAAUUAGGGGCCCUACCUCCUGCUAAUGAGUCAAGCUCAGGAAAAGGACACUAGGUUCUUUUGACCCCCGUAAGGUUUUUAAUUUAUUUUUUAAAACUUUUUUAAUGUGGUGGUUGGCUAGCAAGCAUUGGCUAGUUGCCAUGUUAAACAUUUUGUAUAAGAUUCAAAUGUAAAAACACUAAUUUUAAUCUGGACAUCGAAUGCACCCUGUGAUUACUGCAGAUUCACACGGUGUAACUGAAUUCCGACCAUCCGUAACUUUAGUAAAUAUGAAAAUUGCCAUUGCCCAUUUUCACUGGAUUUUAUCCAUUUGGACAAAAUCCGAUGUUUAGUAAAUAACCCUGUGAAGCUACUACUACUUAGUGCAGGAACAUCUCACUGGCAGAAGAUAAAGGAAUUGUGCACCCAGAAGACAAGCCUAUAUUAAAAUAAAUGGUAUGGUUGCUUAUGGGAGUAAAAUGAAUGAUCACUGAUGUGUAGUACUGGUGAGCAGAGAAGUGAUGGUGUAAAGAAGAGAAGAGGAGAGCUGAAUAUUUGACCACCUAACAUUCCCUUUUUUAUGCUCUUCUGCAGGAUAUGGGACUUACCAUCGUAACCAACUGGAACGUUAUGGCACCUGUGACCUGUAAAUUUGAGAGAGGUACGUAUAAAAUUCACAGAAUAGGUUAGGCUAGUGGAAUAACACCGGCCUAAAGGCGGAAAAAAAAACUUGCUUUCUUAUUUUAUUUUCUUCUUAUUUAUUAUGUAUGGCAUGUAAUUGCUUGGAGGAACAAUUCAAAUAUAUGGUAUGUAUUGGCUUAGAAACUCUAUCUGUUCCAAGUACCCUAGGUAUAAUGUGAUUAUAAUGUUCGUACUUAUAUUGUUCAUUAUGUUAUUGGUUUUCAAAUACAUCUUUGAUGUUACCAAAACCCCGUAUUUGUGGUUUGCUUUAGAUACUAUCGUGUUCUGAGAUUUAAAGCCAAAGAUUUCAGUGGGACAAGUGGGGAAAAAACAAAAUAGAACCUUUUCUAAGUGGCUGGUUGGAAACUGUGGGAAUCAUAACAUUCUCAAACUAAUAGGGUAAAAUGUUAUGAGAGACAGCAGACUUUCACUGGUGUCACUUGUAACCACUGCACUUGUAUGCGUCUACACCCAUUUUGUCUGCAGCUCACAUAACAAAAUUAGGUGUGCACACAGCUUGUGGCUGUGGACAUUGGCCUAUGCUCCCUUACAUGUGCUAUGUGAGUCUGUGAAUCUUGGCCAAGCUUCUGCAAGAUAUCAAUAUAUCUUGCAGGAUUACAGCUGAGCAUCAUAGAGCCGCAUGGCACACGUAAGGAGUUACAGCGCUGACUCACAUCAGGUGAUACAGGCAAAGUAAAUAUGACCAAUAUGGCAUGGAAUGCAUAUGAGCAUAAUAAAAUGUGUGCGAUGUCGCAUGGACAUGGGCAUCAUAAUAUAUACUCAAUGUGGCAAGUGGGCAAUGUGACAUGAUGUGGGCAUAAUAAAAUGGAGACAAACUGAAAUAUAAGUAGACCUCAUGGCAUGUGGGCAAUGUGACAUGAUGUGGGCAUAAAAAAAUGGAGACAAACUGAAAUAUAAGUAGACCUUGUGGCAUGUGGGCAAUGUGGCAUGAUGAGUGCAUAAUAUGGUGGAAACAAACUGAUAUAUAUAUAUAUAUAUAUAUAUAUAUAUAUAUAUGCAAUGUGGCAUGUGGGAAUAUUAAUAUAGCUUACAGUCAUAUUUGUAUUAUAUUUGUAUUAUUUAAAACAAAAAUAGCAAUGCAAUUUUAUUAUGAGAGAGUGGAUGUGACAAAAUUAUUUUGAAACUAUUUCAUGUUUACAUUUACACAGACAUUCAGUGCGCACAUACCAGGAAACAAAAAUGUGCACAACACAAUAUUUCUACACACAUUAAUUAGAGGUAACUUUGCUUGUAACAAAAUACAAGGUAACAAGGUGGAUAAAAAAGUAUAUAUAAAAAAAAGUUGUUUUUAAUUAAAAUGUGAUUAUUUUUUAAAAUGUAAUUUAGAUUUAUUUUAAUAAAAUAUUUUAGGAGGUAACAUCUAUCUAAUUAUAGUUAAGAUCAUCAGUCUUGAGGAUCUCAGUCAAUUGAAUGCUUUCCCAUAAGAAAGCAUUGGGAGGAUAUUGCUCAUGCUUGGUAAAAUGCCCCGCUGCAACAAUAAGCAUCUCCUCAUAGAGAUGAAUUGAAUCAAUGCAUCUCUACGCUGAAAAUAGGUGCUGCUCACUGUGCAGCAUUGAAAUAGGAAGUACCUCUAGUUACUGUCUGAGUGACAUCAUCUAGAGGUGUUACUAGGCAGCAAUGAAAAUACUGCCUUUUUUCUGAAAAAGCAGCAUUAACAUUGCUGAGCCUGUAGUAGUUCUGGUGACUGUAAUGUUCCUUUAAAUCUUCAAUAUAAUUGCCAGGAAUUCCAAGUGGACAAUCUAUUAGUCAUGAAAGUAGAAAAUAGCAGUGAGCAACUGUUUGUAAUAUAUAAGGAAUAUCACUUAUGUGGUCAGAUACCCAGAGUAAGACUUGUGGCAGUUGAUUGUUUAUUUAUUUCAUAUUGUUAGCAAAGCUGUCAAGGCAAAGCCUGGUAUACAAUGCAAAUCAUCGAGAAAAUAAAUGUGUGAUGAGUAAAAGCCGAUGUGGGCUCCUAUUCAUCUAAGGCUGGGGAAGGCAGCCUUUGUGGACUGUAUCUCCCCUGAUGCUUUGCCAGCAUUAUGGUUGUAAGAGCAUUAAUGAUAUGUAGUCCACAAUAUAUGGAGUGCCAAUGGUUGCCUACCCCUGAUCCAUUUUAUAAGGAAAUUAAUGUUUUCCUUUGCAAAAGGCCAAUGACAAUGCAUGUUCAUGUAUGGCAUUAUGUGAGAAAUGUCUGAUUUAUAGACAAUUAUAUGCAAGCAUGAAUGCAUAUGAACAAUCCAUCAAGUAAUGAAGAUGACACUGAACAAUUGUGUUUAUAAUGCUUAAUAUUCAUGGAAUUCACUUGUAAAUACACUUGGGGGCCUGACAGUUCUUUGAUGUGAAAAAGUUGCAUAUUAUUUUUUAAAGGCUUGGGUGUGAGAUGCAAUUCAUUAAAUAAAAACAAUUGUGUUCUUCAGAAAUGAUGACGAUGACUGGCAUCAUGGUUUCUGCUUCUUUGCAUAGUGGACCAGUUGCAGGUAAGCUAAAUCCUCAUGAACUGCUGAUAUUAUGGAGGCAAGGUCAGCCUGGAAGGAAGAAAACAGUGCUGACAGAGUAGUCUUGCAUUAUUUAUGUAUUUAUGUCAGCUGGCAACUUGUAGAUUUGCUCCUCUGAUCCAUUUUUAGGAAGGUCUCUCGUCUUUAAUACAGUGUGAUCAGGAGCAAUUAUGAAGUGAAGAGCAGUCCAUGGUUAGGUUGAUUAUGUUGCUCAGCAACAUCGUUGUUUGCUUAGCUGGCCCACUGGGGUGAAUGCCCAAUGGCCAGUCUACACCUGAUGCCUAUAGGUAUAACUCCACAAUACUUUUAUAUAUGAACAUCCUGCACCUCAUAUACCCAUUAUAAAUGUUGACUGCACCAGUAUAACAUCAUAAUACUCCAUUCUAUGUACUGACUGCCCCAAUACAACACCACUGUGACGGUAGUCACCAUUAUUGGGGUUGGAAGACAGACACUAAAUGUUGUUCCAGAGACACUGCCAGGCAAGUUCAAACUAGCUGCCCUGUCCCUACUCAAUCUCCCAUUUUGAUUAUCAGCCCUUGAUAUUGUCUGGUCCCACCAUUCACUGUACUAUAGUGCUCUACUCACCCUAUUGAAUGUAAAUUAAGCUGCUGGGGGCAUAAAUAUGCUAUGUAUAUUAAAGUUAGUUGUUGUUUUAACCUUCACCUAAUGUCAUCUGGUGUUUGGGAAAAGAGUUCUGAUUACUGCUCUGCUGAUGAAAAGGGUGUCCAGGGCUAUGAUCCUAGUAGUCUGGUCCAAGGUGAACAAGGCCCUCAGCGAUCCCAGUCAAGCCUGACAGCUACCAGGAAGAGCAGUUGGCAGAGGUACUUGGUCGAAGUACCAGAGCUCCGUCGCAUUUGGUGGCAGCUGCGGGAUCGAUUGCUUUCUUGCAGGAUACCUCUGGAACACCUCUGGAGACCUGAUGGAGAACCGUAG